Aegilops tauschii subsp. strangulata is the source of this 618-nucleotide messenger RNA. The record is from RefSeq and is a predicted model, not a curated record. NCBI's taxonomy places the organism in Eukaryota, Viridiplantae, Streptophyta, Magnoliopsida, Poales, Poaceae.
AUGGCCGGACCGCAUGGCCGGCGCUCCCCACCACCAAUCCGCAGCUCGGAUCAGCGCCGCACGCCCGCCGCGACAUAUCCUCGUGCAGCCGCCACGCCCCACGCCCACAUCUCUGACUUCCUGGACCUCCCUCCGCCAUGGCAUCCACAAAGGAAAUACCUCGGCGUCCGCCAGCGCGCGUGCGGGACUUGGGUGGCGAAGAUCACCGACCGGGAGACCCAAACAAAGAAGUGGAUCAGGUCGUUCCACACGUCAAAGCUCGCCGCCCUGGAAUAUGACCGGUGGCAGAUCCGGUUCCACAGCAAGGCGGUGAGGCUCAAAUUGCCGUGGGGUACGGUGCCCGCCCACCUCGUCCCGGUGGCAGAUCCGGUUCCACACGAAGAAGUGGAUCCGGUUCCACGGCGACGAUGGCUCGAGAGGCAAGGAAUACAUGACGGUCCUCCGCCACCAGCACCCGGCGCUCGUGGAGGCGGAGCAGGGGGGGUCUACGGGGAGGUUAUUGUCAUCUCCGACGACGAGGUGCAAGGCGGCGACAGCGGCGGUCAAGACGAGAAGGAGUUCGAUGUCGAGGAGUGGCAGUGCAUCUUCCCCGCCUCCGGUGAUGACGGCACCGGCUGA